AAACACAUUAAUUUAGAUCUAACAUCCUCUUCAUCAAGAAAACAGAAGAGCACAACCCAGAAAAAAUCAUACAAACCCAGAAAAUCAAACACAAGAACACAAGAAAAUCAAACCACAAACAAACCCCACACAUUCAUUCACUGUUCACCAAUGCCAAUGCCUCAGUGCCCAGUAGCCGGAGACCAUAAACUCCGGCCAAAGUCUGGCAGAACACCUCUCCAGCAGCUGAACUCUCCGGCGAACCAUGUCACCGACUCCUCUUCACACACCAAGCCAGCAAAGCAAACUCAGAUCGAGAUCUGCAUCACCGACCAGUCAAACAAAGAGAACAUCCUCCACCGUCCGACUCAGAUCGAAUCUCUGGACGCGUCACUCGCGGAGGAGCUGAGCGCAAUUAGGAAGAAGAUGGAGAGGUUGAGGUCGGACAGAGAGAGAACGGAGAAGAUGGUGAGAGAGAGGGACUUGUUGUUGGAGAUGAAGAUGAAGGAGGUCGAAGAGGGAGGAGAGAUUCAGAAGAGCCUCGAAAUCGAGCUCGAUAGAUUAUACAGAUUGAAGCAACUCCAAUCUCAAUCUAUGGUAACCACUCAGUAUUCAAAUUUUGAUUUCUUUGUUUUUGUUUUUGAAUUCGUUUAAUUUUUGAGAUAUU
This is a messenger RNA of Quercus robur (English oak), 646 nucleotides long. RefSeq lists its product as uncharacterized. The transcript has a single exon. NCBI's taxonomy places the organism in Eukaryota, Viridiplantae, Streptophyta, Magnoliopsida, Fagales, Fagaceae. The record is from RefSeq and is a predicted model, not a curated record. The coding region runs from base 151 to 633 and encodes 160 amino acids.